AUGCUGAACGGUGCUCCGAUCUUCGAAGUCACGACCGACGCGUUCUCGAACGUCCCGCAGAACGCGAACAAGUCGAACCCGGUCAAACUCGUGGGGUGCGACGGGGCUGACGAAGAGACGAACCGGAUCUGUGACGAGUUCCCCAUGUACAUGAAGAUCGACUACAUCCGACUAUACCAAGACCUGAGCGAAGACCUUCCUGCCGAUAGCUACAUGCAGCUCGGUUGUGAUCCUAAGAGCCACCCGACCAAGGAGUGA
Messenger RNA from Phytophthora infestans T30-4, 258 nucleotides. RefSeq lists its product as uncharacterized. Gene Ontology annotation, cellular component: endoplasmic reticulum membrane; plasma membrane. Gene Ontology annotation, molecular function: glucosidase activity. Gene Ontology annotation, biological process: (1->6)-beta-D-glucan biosynthetic process. Bases 1 to 258 code for a protein of 85 amino acids. Lineage: Eukaryota; Oomycota; Peronosporomycetes; Peronosporales; Peronosporaceae. The transcript has 2 exons. The record is from RefSeq and is a predicted model, not a curated record.